Messenger RNA from Mytilus trossulus (common blue mussel), 2050 nucleotides. Its product is annotated as 2-oxoisovalerate dehydrogenase subunit alpha, mitochondrial-like. Gene Ontology annotation, molecular function: oxidoreductase activity, acting on the aldehyde or oxo group of donors, disulfide as acceptor. The record is from RefSeq and is a predicted model, not a curated record. Lineage: Eukaryota; Metazoa; Mollusca; Bivalvia; Mytilida; Mytilidae. The transcript has 9 exons. Bases 88 to 1377 code for a protein of 429 amino acids. Gene Ontology annotation, biological process: branched-chain amino acid catabolic process.
UGUCGACGUUCUCUAGAGUUUUCCAUUAAACAUUUGUUUACUAUGUAGAUGCUUUGAAGGACAAAAUAUUUUAUAGAAGAAAACGAAAUGGCUUUGCUUAGACGUCUUCUCUCUCCCAGAAUAACACAGAUAAUAGGCUGUCAAGCUAGGCAACUGUCAACGUCUUCCAAUUGUCAAAAUGUGGAUCGACCACAGUUUCCAGGAUCCCGAUCAGAGUAUUCUACCAAGUUAGAAUUUAUUAAACCUGAUGACUUCAAAGGCAUACCAGUAUACAGAGUAAUGAAUGCUAAAGGAGAAAUUAUACCAGGCGGUUUGGAUCCAAAGUUAGACGAAGCAACAGUGCGGAAGAUGUAUCAAAGUAUGACUCUACUAAACACCAUGGAUCGUAUUCUGUAUGAAUCACAGCGUCAAGGAAGAAUAUCAUUCUAUAUGACAAACUAUGGGGAGGAGGGUACACAUGUAGGAUCAGCUGCUGCUUGUGAUCCACAGGAUGUAGUGUUUGGACAGUACAGGGAAGCAGGAGUUAUGAUGUGGCGAGGUUUUACACUAGACCAGUUUAUGAAUCAGUGUUAUGGUAACUGUGAAGACAUGGGUAAAGGUAGACAGAUGCCAGUUCAUUACGGUUCUAAAGAUUUAAAUUUUGUGACGAUAUCAUCAACACUAGCAACACAAAUGCCUCAAGCUGCUGGCUCUGCCUAUGCCUUGAAAAGGGGAGAUAAGAAGUUAUGUGUGAUAUGCUACUUUGGAGAAGGUGCAGCAUCAGAAGGUGAUGCACAUGCUGCAUUUAAUUUUGCUGCCACACUUGAAUGUCCUAUUAUAUUUUUUUGUAGAAACAAUGGUUAUGCCAUAUCAACACCUACAAGUGACCAAUAUAGAGGAGAUGGUAUAGCCUCUCGUGGAGCAGGAUAUGGUAUGGAUACAAUAAGGGUGGAUGGUAAUGAUGUAUUUGGAGUAUAUAAUGCAACAAAGGCAGCACGAGAAAUGUGUGUCAAAGAAAACAGACCAGUUCUGAUUGAGGCAAUGACUUACAGAAUUGGACAUCACAGUACUUCAGAUGACAGCUCUGUUUACAGAAAAAAGGGGGAGAUAUUGUCAUGGGAUGAUCAAUCGCCCAUUCAUAGGUUAAGGAACUACAUGGAAAUCCAGGGCUGGUGGGAUGAUGAACAAGAAUCUGCAUGGAAAGAAAAGUCAAAGAAAAAAGUAAUGGAAGCCUUUGCUCGAGCUGAGAAGAGAAAGAAGCCCAAUCCUGAGAUGUUAUUUACUGAUGUGUAUGACGAGAUGCCACCUCGAAUUCAAAAACAAAUGGAAUCUAUGAAAUCACAUUGUACACAAUUUAAAGAACAUUAUCCCUUUGAUGAUCAUGUACCAAUGACAUGAUGUUCACUUUUUAAAUCAAAACUUUUCAAGAAUCUCAUUGAAGCUGUUUUAAAAAUGGCAGGUUUCCAUGAAUGUGUACUAAUGUAUUGUAAGCACAGAGAUUAUGUUUUUGGAUUUAUUUUCUUUUUGAAAAUAUAUUGAAAUUAUGAAAAAUCUACCCCAAGUUUGCAACAGUGUUUAUAAAAUAACAGUUUUAAGUUUGCCUUUUCAGUUUAAACUUUUGAAGCUCAUUUGAUUUGAUGAGAGUAAAAAUGACAAUCAGAAUUUCAAAUAUUUUGUUGGAAAGUUAUUUCCAGAAGUAAGCAUUUUAAAAGUUGGAAUUGGUUAAUACAGGUAACAUAGUAACAAACCCUUUAUUCUUAAUCUCCUUCUUAAUUAUCUAGUCAAUAAUUUCAAAAGUUUAAGCAAGAAUAUAGAUUGCACUUUUUAUGUGAUCUUAAAAUACUUCUCUUUUUUAUGGCAUUUAUUAGGUAAAAUAGAUAUUUUAUAAUACUCCGAAUUAAUUCUUCUGAUUAAACAAGAAUGGAAAUAUACCAAGACUUUUGAGAAAUGUUCUUAUUGAGUGAUAUUGAAUAUUUUUGUAUAUUGUUGAGGAAUGUGUGCCAUUGUGAAGAUUGAUGUAGAAUUCUACUGUUGAUGAUAAAUGACAAUAAAUUUGAAUUUUUAUACUGUG